Molecule: messenger RNA, 585 nt
Organism: Penicillium malachiteum
Lineage: Eukaryota; Fungi; Ascomycota; Eurotiomycetes; Eurotiales; Aspergillaceae
Product: MIX23 family protein
Exons: 2
Coding region: 1-585 (194 amino acids)
Cellular component (GO): mitochondrial intermembrane space; mitochondrion
Source: RefSeq, a predicted model, not a curated record
AUGGCAAACCCUCCGUCGACAGAGGCUCCAGUCCUCACUCCUCAAUUCUGUUUUAAUGAAAAAAUUCUUCAAGAUUUCCUCCGUCUCUCCCGAUCAACAAUCGACGAUUCUAUUGCCCAAAAUCUGAAUGCUUUGCUUAUGCCUGCUCGCCAAGGCUUUGAUCCAUCGUCUACAGCAGUACGACAAACUGAUUCUAGAGAACAUAAAGUGAUCGAUUCCAAUGCCUGCCAAGGUUUCAAAGAAAACAUUUUGUUCCCAUCAUGGCAAGCCCGCUCCGAUGUCUUGAACUACUGUGCUGGAGUAGCUACCAGCCCUGAUCCUGAGGAUCCCGAUUUGAUUUUACGAGAGACCGAAUCCGCGCGAGACCGAGAACGGGUUGUGGAUGAACGCCUGGAUCCAUACUCCGCUCGAUUCUUCCCGAAAGAAGCUCGGACUGAAUCACUGGCCAAUUUGGUCCGAAAUCAGCGUACUGUGGAAGAGAUUAUUCGGGCUCGGACAUGGGGAUUGGUUUCUGAGAGAUGCGGUGGCUCUUCCUCGUCCUGGGAGGAUGCUUUGAAUAGCUGGCGAAAGAAGCAUCAUCGAUGA